Anneissia japonica is the source of this 977-nucleotide messenger RNA. Its product is annotated as phosphoserine phosphatase-like. The record is from RefSeq and is a predicted model, not a curated record. Gene Ontology annotation, cellular component: cytoplasm. NCBI's taxonomy places the organism in Eukaryota, Metazoa, Echinodermata, Crinoidea, Comatulida, Comatulidae. Gene Ontology annotation, biological process: dephosphorylation; L-serine biosynthetic process. Gene Ontology annotation, molecular function: magnesium ion binding; L-phosphoserine phosphatase activity.
AACGAGAAAUGCAAUGAAUGGUACAGUUACCUUCCGUGACACCCUGAAAGCUCGUCUUGGCAUCAUUAAACCAAGUAAGCAGCAUCUUAUGGACUUUAUUGAGGCACAUCCCCCGAGCCUGACAAAUGGAAUAAGAGAGUUGGUGAAGACACUUCAGUCUAGAGGAACAAAGGUGUACCUGGUUACUGGCGGAUUCCUAAGCAUUGUUUCAGAGGUUGCUAAGGAACUUGGUAUACCAACAGAAAACAUCUUUGCUAAUAAACUCAAAUUUUAUUUCAAUGGAGAUUUUGCUGGAUUCGACGAAGACCAACCAACUUCAGCAUCUGGUGGAAAACCAAAAGUGGUGCAAAUGUUGAAGAAGAAGUAUGGAUACAAGAAUCUAGUGAUGGUAGGUGACGGAUCAACAGACAUGGAAGCAUGCCCUCCUGCGGACGCAUUUAUAGGAUUUGGUGGUAACCAGGUGCGACCCAAAGUACAGGAGAAUGCUAAGUGGUUUGCUACAAACUUCCAAGAGCUCAUCAGUGUUCUUAAGGAAUAAAUGAUCUCUGUUCAAAUGCUAAAUAACGAAAGAAGCAAUUUGAUUGGUCAGAUAUUUGUCUUGGACCCCACUGGAAAUAUGAGUGUUUUACUUUCAUGUCAGAUUUGUGUGUGCUGCUUUUGCAACUAAUAAACUAGAUGAAAUAAGAGGGGGGGGGGGCAAAGAACAAGGGAUACAGGUCAGGGGUCAAUUAACGGUGUUAAUGAUGAGUGCUGAGAUUGUUAUGUCUAUUUUAAGACAUGGCGUAAACUCACGCAAAUCAAUUGUUCUAUGCUGCAAGUAGUCAAUGUUUUGAAGAUUCUACUAAAUUUAAAAAAAUGUAUGUUAUAGGAAUUUUUAACAUAAGUUAAAAAAAGUUACUUGUAUAAAACUAAACUACAGUAUAGUGGUGAUGAAAAUGAUAAUUUCUGAUGAUUAUGACAAUGAUAAUUGCUGAUGA